Messenger RNA from Cyprinus carpio (common carp), 3009 nucleotides. RefSeq names its product transmembrane protein 198-like. Lineage: Eukaryota; Metazoa; Chordata; Actinopteri; Cypriniformes; Cyprinidae. Gene Ontology annotation, biological process: positive regulation of canonical Wnt signaling pathway. Gene Ontology annotation, cellular component: cytoplasmic vesicle; plasma membrane. The record is from RefSeq and is a predicted model, not a curated record.
ACUCCAAAGACACGGAGCAUGUGAAUCAAAAUGAAAACACUGAGUGCCAUCAGACAAACGCUAGAAAGAGAGGAAACCGGAGGGAUGGCAAAAAUGCAGGCAAAUGCUAAUACCGAAUCAGUACUAUAGGCUUUCCAUACUAUAGGCGUAAUACCGUGACACACCGGUUGUCUUAUAAGAUCACAGACCGGAUUCUGAAUGCCUCGGAACGAGGAAACCUUCGCCACAGAGGAUGCUAAAACUGUAAGUGUGUAAGCAGCGAAAACCACUGAUCUCGAGCUGUCACAAAGGUUAAUUGUAGUGGAUGGGAACCUUCUCUGCGCCCUCUGCCUUCCACAUGACCCCACUCUCCCCGUUUCCUCGGCUCCCGUGAAGAUACAUAACACUCUCUAACACACACUGACAGCAUGGCGUCCACUUCCCAGAUUCUGGAGUUUAAGCUUUCCCCACCCUCUCAGGAUGGGAGUCCAGAGCGUCUGUUCAGCUGUGAUGAGGACAUUGAACGGCGCUACGAGGUGGUCCCGUCUGUCGUCUGCUCCAUGUGUUGCCUCUUUGGCAUCAUCUACUGCUUCUUCGGGUACCGCUGCUUCAAGGCUGUAAUGUUCCUCACGGGUCUGAUGUUUGGUUCCAUCGUCAUCUUCAUGCUUUGCUAUAAGGAGAGGGUCAUGGACACUCAGCUCAGUGUGGAGGCCAGCGUGGGCAUCGGCCUGGGCAUUGGCACGUUGUGUGGUUUGGUCACUAUGCUGGUCCGUAGCGUGGGGCUUUUCAUGGUUGGACUUCUCCUGGGUUUACUGGUGGCCCUUGCCUCUCUGGUGGUUCUGGAGGAGUUUUACCACCCGAGGACAGUGUGGCUUCCCCUGGGUGUGCUGCUGGGUUCGGGCAUGCUGUUUGCUGUGCUCACGUUGCAGUGGCAGCGCUGUUUCACCACCCUCUCCACUGCCGUCUUUGGAUCCGCUGUGGUGACUGUGACUGUGGAUUAUUUUGUCGAGCUCUUUGCUUUGACAAGGUAUAUCUAUGAGAGGGUGAAGGUGGAUCCGCCUCGCCCAGUGUGUUGGUUCACAUGGGUGGUCAUGGGAGUCUGGCCCGUGCUGGCGCUGCUGGGUGUUCUUAUUCAGUGGAAGGUCACUGCUGAAGGAUAUUCACACACAGAAGUCUUUAUCAGUCACCAGCAGAGACGAGUGCAGUUAAUGCGGAUUCGUCAAAAGGAACAAAGAAGGGAAUGCCGAAAGAAAAAGAAGAAAAAGCCACAGAUACAGCCGCCACAGCAACAGAAGUACCACCACCCCAUUCAGACCAACCCUCCUCCCCCAAACCCUCCUCCCAAACUCCAGCCUCCAGAGCCCACCCACCGCCGCAAACCCAACACCAUUCGCCGCUUCGAUGGAGAUGUGCUUUCUCCGAGUUACAUCCAGAACUUCCGUGACAGACGUACGGACAGGAGGGGCUACUCUCAUGACAGGUUGAUUGGCGGCUCACAUGUUGUAGAUUUGGAAUAUGACUACGGCUCCCGAGUGCCCCUAACGGCCCAUACAGGCCCCGCAGUGAGAGGCUGACCCUGUACUCUUCACUGAACAGGAAUUGCACUGCACAAAACAUUCCGAGAACUUUGCGGCCGGAUCAAAUCUAGAGCAUGUGGUUACCUCAGCCGCCACAAUGGCUGACACGACUUUCAUACCAAAAUCGAUUUGCUGUAUUCCCAUGCUUUAUUUUUGUUUAAAUGCCACAAACCUUGCAGCAAAUGAAUCAUUUGCCUACAAAACAAUGUGGAACCACAGUAUGGCUCUGUUCUCCUGCAUUUAACUCCAUUAUAUAUUGCUGAAGAUGGUUGUGGUAUGUUUGUCUGCUCAUCUUCCCAUAAUUAGGCUGCUGUUUCACUCCAUCCGAGAAGAAUGGUCUCAUUACCACUGCAGAAGAUCUAUAAUGUACAAUCUGAACUCGGGACCAAAUAUGGCUUUGGCUUUUUUUGUGGCCGGACUGUCAUAAAGCAUGCUCGGAUUCUGCCAGGGAGACUAUUCGUAUAUCCAGUUUACAGAUUCAAGCUUCAAUCCUCCUGUUCGUUUGUGACCUUUUAAAGAUGUUUCAGAUAACAUUAUGUUUACAGCACAGGCAGGGAAGUGUGUAUCGUUUUAUAACCGUUUCAAAUGGCUUUAUCUGCUCUGUGUCAGGGCCUACACAAAAUCUGUCAAACCGUGUAUGGUGAACACAAUCUCUGUUCAGUCUGAGCCUAUCGCACAAGCAUAUAAUGAAAUAUAAUGUGUGUUUAUCAUUAGCCAGUGCAUGUGGGCAAAGUGCUACCAUUGCUUUUUUUGUUGUAGUUACAUCUAUUUUUUUAGUUGUUUUUUUCUGUUUAAGGCUUAGUAUCUAGAGACUGUUUGGCUGGCUCCCAGUUAAAUCUCAGGGGCUGUGGCAUCGAGAGGAGCCCUAACGAUGUAAUAGUGAACACUAAGGGGUUUUAUGGGACUGAUUUAAGUGUCCUUGCCUACAAGAGAGAGUUUUGAAAGGGAUUAAAGAAAGAUGCCUAAGAAGGGUGGAAGAGAUUUACAAUGGUGGACUUCUCUGUCUCUGUAUUUGGAGUAUUUUGUGUGGUGUAUGGAUGUGUGGAAGCGUUUGUCAUACUGUGAGUCUGCAGCAGAUUGGCUGCAGGGUUAAGUCUUAAUUUCUGAUUUACCUUCAUAUUUGGAUGUGGGGUGAUUUCACACCCAGUUUCCCGUCUGUGUUUAUCAGGGCUCUCGGAGCAAUGAAGGGUCAAACUCUAAUCUUUUCCUCACUCUGAAGUAGUGAAAGGGCUCAAAGUCUUAAAUUCCUCUCUGUUUACUGUGUCCCUUUCGAAGUGACAGCUUGGCUCUCCUGUAUAUUUUUGUACAUUGUCUGAAUGUAAAUAUGCUUACAUUUCUUUAUUCUUGCUAGUGCUUUGGUUAAUUUUAUAAAUGUUUUCUUUCUUUUUUCUAAUCAGUGGUUACAUCUGUGUGCUGAAGAACUGUCUUUUUGAAUUGUCCCAUUGAUAGUCAU